Messenger RNA from Labeo rohita (rohu), 2987 nucleotides. It is a transcript of the gene gtf2e2, whose product is annotated as general transcription factor IIE, polypeptide 2, beta. Bases 184 to 1059 code for a protein of 291 amino acids. The record is from RefSeq and is a predicted model, not a curated record. NCBI's taxonomy places the organism in Eukaryota, Metazoa, Chordata, Actinopteri, Cypriniformes, Cyprinidae. Gene Ontology annotation, cellular component: transcription factor TFIIE complex. Gene Ontology annotation, biological process: transcription initiation at RNA polymerase II promoter. The transcript is spliced from 8 exons.
AGAAGAAGAGCCGCACUCUUCCGCAGGAAGUUCUUGUUGUAGUCGUGUAGCAUCGCUAGCAUUCUCUGACAAGCUUCUUAUUUAGCUUCAUCAAUAAGUUAACAGCAUAUGGUCGCUGAGAAUAAUAUUUAAGUUUUGUUUGAACUGUUUCUCUCUGAGAGAGAAGGCAGUGAGAUAUUCAGGAUGGAUAAAGCUCUGCUGAGAGAGCGAGAGCUCUUUAAAAAAAGAGCUCUGUCCACUCCUGUCGUAGAGAAGAGACCAGCAGCCUCUGAGGCCUCUGGAUCCUCCAAGAAGAAAAAGAGCAAACCAGAUAAAGAGACAUCAUCAUCCUCCAAAAACAACGCAGAUCCCAGCAAUGGUUCCUUCAAUCUCAAAGCACUUUCUGGGAGUUCAGGAUACAAAUUUGGAGUUUUGGCCCGAAUUGUCAACUACAUGAAGACAAGGCACCAGAGAGGUGACACUCAUCAUUUGACUCUGGAUGAAAUUCUGGAUGAGACUAAGCUGCUGGACAUUGGCAUGAAGCAGAAGCAGUGGCUUAUGAGCGAGGCAUUAGCAAGUAAUCCUAAGAUUGAUGUGCGGGAAGGAAAAUAUGCCUUUAAACCCAAGUAUCAUCUGAAGGAUAAGAAAGCUCUGCUAAGACUACUGGACAAACACGAUCAGCUGGGUCUAGGAGGAGUGUUACUAGACGACGUUGAAGAGGGUCUACCCAACUCAGCCAAAGCUAUUAAAGCACUUGGGGAUCAGAUUAUAUUUGUGACCAGGCCAGAUAAGAAGAAGGUUCUUUUCUACAAUGACAAACACUGUCAGUUUGUUGUUGAUGAAGAGUUCCAAAAGCUGUGGCGCAGCGUUCCUGUUGAUUCCAUAGAUGAGGAAAAGAUCGAAGAGUACCUGAAGAAACAGGGCAUAUCAUCCAUGCAGGAGACAGGACCAAAGAAAAUAGCACCCAUUCAAAAGAGGAAGAAACCUGGAAGCCAGAAAAAGAGACGGUUUAAGACUCAUAAUGAUCAUCUGAACGGAGUACUGGAGGACUACUCUGAGGGAGUUCCCUCCAAGAAGUGACACACAUGCAGCUUUAAAGGCUCAAAGUGACAAGACUGAUAUCUGUGUGAUGUUUGUAUAUCUGAUCUAGCGUAUUAUUGCCAAAACCGUAAAGACAUGCAGACACACACAUACACACACCUUAGAACUGUACUGAGUGACACGAAUGUGAACGGAUUGUAAAUAUUUUCUUUCUACUGUUACGUUUUACUUUUUGCUAGUGCUUUAAAAAUGGACAUUUAAGCUCUUCUUUUUUAGAUUUAAAGAUUAAACAAGAGCAGUCAAACCACAUCCAAGUUAUUUAUGUGUUAUUAUUUAUAUAUGUAUAUACAUUUCCUUGCUAAAUUUUCACGUUUUAUAUCGCAUCAUUGUUAAAGGGGUCAUCGGCUGCAAAGUUCACUUUUACAUGUUGUUUGAACAUUAAUGUGUAUGUACACAUCUACCCUAUAAUGAUAAAAAUCCAUGCAGUGGUUUUUAAUUAAUCUGUAAAAAUAACAUCCCCUUUUUCAAAUCGAGCCAUUCUCAAAAGCUCUGGUGUGGCGUCACACCAACAGAGGCCACUCCCACGAUAGUUGAUUGACAUGAGCGUCUUACCUCAGACCCGCCCUAAAUCAGCUGUAACAGUCCGACCGCCAUCGAUGCCGGAGCAGGGAUGCAAGUUAGACAAGAAUAUCUCCGACUGAGUGAUUGAGGUGUUGUGUUGCGUUGCUGGAUGUAAUAAUGAACAUAGUGGUCGUCAUUUACUCCCGACAUCUGUGCCACUGAAGAUGCAGUGAAUUACGUUUGUUUGUGAAUGGAAUGUGCCUCCCAAUCUACACAAAUGCAUCUAUGUUUGCGCAAAUCAUUCGUGAUCCAGCUUCACUUACAGCAGAAGUGAGUAUAAGGUUUUGUUUUUUUUUUUUUUUUUAUGAAUCCAAUCACCUUUCCUAAUAACAUGCUAGUUGGCAAGUUUUGCGGCUAAAGUAAACAAUCGCUUAGAGCACAGCUGGUCACUCCACAGAGAGAAGAGAGGGGGCGGGGCGAGCAGAGCUCGUUUGCAUUUAAAGGAACAAUCCCUCAGAAUGGGUUGAUUUUUGACAAGGUAAAAUAAGGGUGUUGAUUUACACUACCAUUGAGAAUUUUUAACCAAAGUAUAUCAUAGACUUUUCAUUAAUACCCUAAAGAAUCAUAUCAACUUGUGGAAAAUGGGCAUCUGAUGACCCCUUUAAACUGCUUUAAAUUAUUUCACCACCCCCACGUCAAUCUACACUCCAUACAACAUAAUGACAAAGCACAAAACAGAUUUGUGACAACUUUGCAACUUUAUUAAAAAUAAAUAAAGUAACUUAGAUGAAGCAUCUUUACAGCCUCAAGUAUUUUAGGGUAUGAUGUGACAAGUUUCACACAUCUGCAUUUGGCAAUUAUCUGCCAUUCUUCACCUCACUUCUUCACCACUCAAGCUCUGUAAGCUUGUAUGGGGGCUGGCAGACAUUUUUAGAUUUCUCCAGAAAUAUUUGAUUGCAUUUAAGCCAUGGCUCUGGCUGGGCCACUCAAGGACAUUCACAGAGUUGUCUAUAAGCCCCUCUUGCUGUGUGCUUACUAGGGUCAUUGUCCUGUUGAAAGGUGAACCUUCUGCCCAGUCUGAGAUUCUGAAAGCUCUGGACUAGGUUUUCAUUAAAGCUAUCUCCAUAUUUUGCUGUGUUGAGCUUUAUACUUGCACAAUGGAAUAAUUUCAGUUUUUUAUUCUAAUAAAUUUGCAAAGGUGUUACAAACCUGUUUUUCACUUUAACAUAAGGCUGCAACAUAACAAAAGGUGCAAAAAUUAUGAUUAUGGAUUAUGCUGUUGUUGUUUUUUUUUAUUUUAUUUUAACUUUAGUUUCAUUUCAGAAUCAGCAGCACAACUGUGCAAUAACAAUAAAAAUGUUUCUUGAAUAAGAGUCCAAACAGCUAAUAAAAGCAUGAACAAUUAA